Molecule: messenger RNA, 1944 nt
Organism: Amphibalanus amphitrite
Lineage: Eukaryota; Metazoa; Arthropoda; Thecostraca; Balanomorpha; Balanidae
Product: enolase-like
Exons: 10
Coding region: 324-1679 (451 amino acids)
Biological process (GO): glycolytic process
Cellular component (GO): phosphopyruvate hydratase complex
Molecular function (GO): magnesium ion binding; phosphopyruvate hydratase activity
Source: RefSeq, a predicted model, not a curated record
UCUUGCUAGAAAAAAAAUUGUUUGUAUGCUGGGGUGCUGGGCUAUAUUACCGGCAGUUACCUGCGCCAUGCCUGCGCUCUUUGUGAUGACGUGACAUAAUUCUCAUCGGCGGAAAAUGCCUACUAAGUUUUUCACGUUUUGUCACGUGAAAUGCGACUUUCGGCGGGCGAUCAAAAUUUCAUUUGUUUUCUGGGGAGUACACGUUGUGUAUUAGGUCUUGAAUCAGGUGUUUUUCAUCACCCAUCAGACUUCCUGUUCCGUCAAACUUCCUUCAUCCUCCUGUUCAUCCUUCCGUGGUUCAUCCUUGGGAUCUGAUGGAUUAAAUGGCCCUUUGUUGUGGUAAAGGUUCAUCCUCGGUCGUCAGCUCCAAGAAAAUGCCGAUCCAGAAGGUUCACGCCCGCAGUAUCUUCGACUCCCGUGGCAACCCCACGGUCGAGGUCGACCUGUUCACGGAGAAGGGCCUCUUCCGUGCCGCCGUACCCUCUGGCGCCAGUACCGGCGUGCACGAGGCUCUUGAGCUGCGCGAUGGCGACAAGUCAAAGUACAUGGGCAAGAGCGUCUUCAAGGCGGUCGAGAACAUCAACAAGAUCAUUGUACCCGAACUUCUGAAGAAGAACCUGGAGCCCACCCAGCAGAAGGAGAUAGACGAGUUCAUGAUCCAGCUAGACGGCACGCCCAACAAAUCCAAGCUGGGAGCCAACGCCAUCCUGGGCGUGUCGCUGGCUGUGUGCAAGGCCGGCGCCGCCGCCAAGGGCAUUCCUCUCUACAAGCACAUUGCCGACCUUGCCGGCAACAAGAACAUCGUGCUGCCGACGCCGGCCUUCAACGUCAUCAACGGCGGCUCGCACGCCGGCAACAAGCUGGCCAUGCAGGAGUUCAUGAUCCUGCCGACGGGCGCGGCCAACUUCACCGAGGCCAUGCGUAUGGGAUCGGAGGUCUACCACAACCUGAAGGCCGUCAUCAAGAAGAAGUUCGGCCUGGACGCCACUGCCGUCGGCGAUGAGGGCGGCUUCGCCCCCAACAUCCAGAACAACGAGGAGGCGCUCACCAUGCUGAUGGAAGCCAUCGAGAAGGCCGGCUACACGGGCAAGGUGGACAUCGGCAUGGACGUGGCCGCAUCAGAGUUCCACAAGGCCGACGGCCAGUACGACCUCGACUUCAAGACUGAGAACAACGACGGCAGCAAGGUGAUCAGCGGCGAGGCGCUGGCCGACAUGUACCGCGACUGGGCCAAGCGCUACCCGAUCGUCUCCGUCGAGGAUCCAUUCGACCAGGACGACUGGGACAGCUGGGUGAAGUACACGGCCAGCGUGGAGCACCAGGUGGUCGGCGACGACCUGACCGUCACCAACCCGCAGCGCAUCCAGAUGGGCAUCGACAAGAAGGCCUGCAACUGCCUCCUGCUCAAAGUCAACCAGAUCGGCAGCGUGACGGAGUCGAUCGCGGCGCACCAGCUGGCCAAGUCGGACGGCUGGGGCACCAUGGUGUCGCACAGGUCCGGUGAGACCGAGGACCCGUUCAUCGCUGACCUGGUGGUUGGACUCAGCACCGGACAGAUCAAGACGGGCGCUCCGUGCCGCUCCGAGCGUCUCUGCAAAUACAACCAGAUCCUCCGUAUUGAGGAGGAGCUGGGCGCCAACGCCAAGUACGCUGGCAAGAACUUCCGCCGCCCGCAGUAAGGCGCUUGGCGCCGGCGGCCGCCGCCUCCGAUCCCUCUCUCCUCCGUACACUCCGCUACUCCUGUCCUCUCUCUCUCUCUCUGUCUCUGUGUCUGUGUAUGGCACUGCCGAGCGAAUGAUGAGCUAGGCUAGUCGCCGACAUGCUGAAUGUGAUAGAAGAGUCAAGUCGCAAAAUCCCACAUAUGAUGGAGAACUGGGAUGUUAUCUGCCGAUUUAUGAAAUCUUGCUGUUGUGAGUUCGGACCCAAAUAAAUUAUUAUGUUGGA